UCAGGUACAAUGUCAUACUAUCCAUCCUUAUUGAGGUACAUGCAGGCACACAUCUUGUACCCAUACCAUCCCCAUUCAGGUACAUGCUCGCACACAUCUUGUACCCAUACCAUCCCCAUUCAUGUACAUGCAGGCACACAUCUUGUACCCAUACCAUCCCCAUUCAGGUACAUGCAGGCACACAUCUUGUACCCAUACCAUCCCCAUUCAGGUACAUGCUAGCACACAUCUUGUACCCAUAACAUCCCCAUGCUCACACACAUCUUGUACCCAUACCAUCCCCAUUCAGGUACAUGCAGGCACACAUCUUGUACCCAUACCAUCCCCAUUCAGGUACAUGCAGGCACACAUCUUGUACCCAUACCAUCCCCAUUCAAGUACAUGCUCACACACAUCUUGUACCCAUACCCUCCCCCUGCAUUCAGCGAAACAUCUAGCGAAACAUCUUGUACCCAUACUUUCCAUGCCCAUGAACAUAUAAAUCUAGCAGAUAUGUUGUUACCACACAGGGUAAACAUUGCACAUAGCAAUACAUUUACAAUAGGAAACACAUUAACUAUAACAAUUGUAUAGCAGUGCACUUAUCGUUUUUGAUAUACAAUUGUAUCAAGACACAAGUCUAGAAAGAUUGCGGGCCUGCUUCAGAGACCUCAUUAGUUACAUUUCACCUCAAGUAAUGAGUAAACCUAUUGGGUAUUUUACUACAACCAUCUAUAAUGUGAGAUUGUUCGUGUUAGGUUCUACAUUAAAUAUUUCUGUUGUUUCUUUCUCUUGCUCUCAAGGAAUUAUGAAGAGCACACUACCUUAAGAUGUGGAAAUGGGGACUGUCUGCUACAUGCCAUCUCCACAUACAUGUGGGGGAUCCAGGACAGUGACCAGACACUGCAGCAGUUACUGUGCCGUGCUCUGACUGAGCCAACAAACUUAAACAGGUCUCUGAGGGAUCGAUUCAUGGAACACCUGAUGGGAAACUCCAGACGCCAGUCCUCACAAGAGGACCUGCAAAGAAAAUGGGAAGCUGUUCUUUCAGUGGUCUCGUCUGCCUUCACCCCACAAGUUGACAAUGACCUCUUGCUGAAAGCCUUUGAGGUCUACAUCUUCACCAUGGCACAGAUCCUCCGCCGACCCAUUGUUGUUCUAGCUGAGGACGUGCCCCUGACACGUGAAGGAGGUUCAUUCAGCCUGAGCGGCAUCUACCUGCCUCUACAAUUGCCAGCAGAGGAAUGUGUGAAGAACCCCAUCAUGCUUGCUUAUCACAACCAACAGUUUUACCCACUGCUCUCCACACAGCCCCCACAACAGGCCACAUCUCGCCCCAUAGAUGCAGUCCCGCUGGUAAGGCAGAAUGGAGAGAGUCUUCCGGUGCAUCUCCUGCUACCUGAGGAAGCUGCUCAUGUUCAGGAGUAUGUCAACCAGCACAUCCAUACCACCCUGGUUCAAGAUCAGCAGGGCAACAGCAUGGUAGCAGCAAGGAUGGGAACCCUAACCCCUCCUGAUGAGUACAACCUCUUGUUGGACGUCUUCCAGCAGGCUGCGGAAGGACCAAACCCGGCAGAAGCCAGUGAAGCAUCUCCGGGGCGUACUAUUUUGGAAAACAGGAAUGGAGCAACUGAUAACCAGGGAGCAUCCGUCUUUUGCACCCAAGGAGCGGAGGGUCUCACAUCACAAGGGGCUGAGCUUGAUCAGCAGAUGCUCAGAAUGUCCAUUCAGAAGGAAGCUGUGAGCCAAGGUAACAGUCACCCAGCCAAUGCUUCAACACAACUUCCAUGUACAAGGGAGGCAAUGAUGUUUACAUCAAGUCCACAUAACAGUGAUGACAAUCCACACAACCUUGAUGUUCACAACAUGGCUGCUGUGAGUGAGCAACGCAUCCAAACCAGUCACAGUACCAUCCAAGGUGAAGUUAACAACCACAGGGCAACUUCAAGUCAGCAAGGAGGUUGGCAACAAAACGACGUCUUACCAGGUGAUGUGUCAGCCGCAGCAGAAAGUAUCCAAGAUGAAAGUCAGGCUUCAAGUUCAAUAGCCAAUGGUAGGUCCUCAAGGGCUGCUAAUGACAACAGGGCACAGUGGGAAGCAACUGGAGCAAAACCAAAACAGCCUUCUGGCUCCAGAUCGAAGGAAGGAUCAAGGAAGAUGGGAAAUCGUCCAGCUCGUGACAAUUCCAUCUGCAAAACGACAGGGUGUCCAGGAAAAGCUGUGCCCAGUAAAGGAGGUCACUGUAAGAAGUGCUACACCAGGAAGUCUCGGGAAGAGAGGGAAACAAGGAACAGAAGAUUAUCUCUGGAGAAUCCCUCAGCAGAUGGACCAGCACCCCAGGAAAGACAGGCCAGAAAAGCAUCAUCAGCUGGUCAACAAAGACAACAGCAGAUCUCAGGCGUGGGUGGACAGAGGUCAGUUUUGUCAGCUCCAACAACAGGCAGGAACUCAUCAAUACCACAAGGUAGAGAAACAAGCAAAGAACAAAUGUCUAUGCAGCCAGUCAACACACCAACAUCAACACCAAACACAAGUGGCAGCAGGUCUGCAACUGUCAACAGCACCCCGAUGAGGCCACAAGUUCCCCAGGCCACUGAUCCUAGAAGUCGUCCUGAGACCGCAUUUCUACCAAACAGUGGACCUCCAAGCUCCAUAAUCUAUGCAAGUUCAAGUGGCCAGUCAUCAUCUACAAGCACCCAUGGCACUGAGCCAAGUGUGCCUCAGUCAACCAACAAUGUAUCUACUGGUUCAUUGAGGAUGCAUCACAAUGCAGGAGAAGAGCCUCUUGGAACUUUUCUGUACCAUGCUAGGACCACUGCUGAUGGUGCUGUCCAAGAGAAUCAUCCUUACAUCCCAGCAGAUCAUAUGGUAAAGUGUUCAGCCCCAAACUGUGUCAGAAUGGUGAACAAGGACAUCAAUGAUUCUCUCUGUCAAGUAUGCCACCAGGUCCUUGGGCAAAUAAACCAGGCAUCUCUUCCCAAUAAUGGCACACUCAACUUGGGACAAGGAAGCUCUGCUGGUACAAAUACAAGACGAGCAGCAACAGAUGCAGAUGCAGCAGUGAUAGCCAGUGAUGUAACCAGUCCCAAAUACAAGGAUUCAGCAGCCAAUCUGCCCAUGAGGAACCAACCAGCAGUGCACAGGCCACCUGAACUGCAAUCAGCCCAUCAGAGAGCCUAUCAGCAGCAACUGGCUGAAGUUCGUCGUCAGUCUACACCCCCAUCAGGUCUGUCCACAGAUCAGCCAGCUAGCCAGCCUUGUGCUAUUAGAGGUUGCAGAUACAUAGGCACACUUAAAAACAAGUACCUUUGCAGUUUUCAUUUUAAGGUAUAUGUAACAGGUGCAUCAAAUUCUAACAGCUUUAAUGCAUCUGGUAACAUCUCACUGCAUGCUGAUGCAGAGCCCUGUAGCCAGUCUGAAUCAAUGCCAAGACCUAUGUCCUGUAAUAACUUUUAUAACUUUGAACGUGGAUCUAUCCAAAAUUUCAUAAAUAAUCCAUCUGCCGACAAUUCCACGUUCAAACCUCCAUGUUCAGCUCAAGCUUCAGUGCCUUUUCCAGAUCAAAAUGUAGACAGAACACGAGCAAGGGCGUCACCCUCCCAUCAAAACGGCCAUUCCCCACCUCUUAGAAAUAGCCCCUCUCCACCUUUGCACCCAAGACAGGGUCCAUCCCUACACAACAUGUACAGCCAUACACCAGUGAAUGGCCCUCCCCCAUCAUAUGGGUUGCCUUCAAGACAGGGGUACACUUGGCAGCCCCCUAGAAGCCAAUGGAACAAUUUGUCUGCACCCUUGAGAGGGGUUUCUGAUGAAACCAAACCAUUUUCUCAACAUCCCAUACAAGACCCUACUCUGCAUUCAAAUCCUUCCAGGGUACAUACACGAAAUGCCCCCUCUCAUACUGUACCUAUUUCUACUGCAUGUAACAUGCCCUACUGUAACCAACAGGGUGACCCUGCAUAUGGUGGGUAUUGCCCACAAUGCUACGAUUGGAUUCAAAGAAACAGGCGAUCCUAAUACCAUUGCAGUCACUGAUAUCAUGCUUAAAAAGCAAGUGAAUUCAGAGCAUUUGUAUA
Messenger RNA from Branchiostoma belcheri (Belcher's lancelet), 4055 nucleotides. RefSeq lists its product as uncharacterized. The transcript is spliced from 6 exons. Bases 853 to 3996 code for a protein of 1047 amino acids. The record is from RefSeq and is a predicted model, not a curated record. Lineage: Eukaryota; Metazoa; Chordata; Leptocardii; Amphioxiformes; Branchiostomatidae.